This is a messenger RNA of Stylophora pistillata, 2556 nucleotides long. RefSeq lists its product as uncharacterized. NCBI's taxonomy places the organism in Eukaryota, Metazoa, Cnidaria, Anthozoa, Scleractinia, Pocilloporidae. The record is from RefSeq and is a predicted model, not a curated record.
AUCGGGUUCUCCAUAGUACGAAUUGAGUUUUGCUGUACCACUAAGUGCUAAUCUCUGCAAUCGAGUGAGCGACCAGGUUGGAACAACCAUGUACAACAUUUAUGUUUCUAACAAGUCUGGAGUUAACGUCUUUGUUCGUCUUCAUCGCCAACAAAUUUCGGAUUUGAACGGAAAUUUCCAUCGGGAGUUAGACCAGCUGACUGCAAGAGCAGAGGACCCCAGAGGGAAUACAGAUAGUACACAGAGCAAACCCAAAGUCAGUUCAUUCUUAGCGCGAUGGGGAUUCUGCAUGAUUCCAAAGGGGGCGACGACACCUUUUGCAGUGGAGGAUACGAUCGAUACCACCCGUAUGUAUGCAUCGCUGUAUUCCAGUAGAAGAUUAUGGCUUAUCGACUAUGAAGUACUCUCUGUUAAAUAUGGAUGCGUAGAUGUGAUGUCACAUAAAGAAAAUCCAAGAAGUACACAUGCAUGGCCGCCCGCCAGCAGGGAUUCAUUCACUCAAGACCCAGUGCCAGUUUACUUUCGUCAGACUAAUCCUGAACCACACUGGAUCAAACGCAAAAAAGGAGAUUGUGUAAAGUCUGAAAACCUUAUCAGAACGGGUAGAGGUAAUGGUUGUUUUGGCCGUUUAUCUUUUGAUCACGCACCGUGCAGAGUUACGUAUAUUCGUCAAGAUGAAGAACGAGAGAUGGACACGUGGGAAGCAUUUGAUGGUAGGAAAGAACAACUCGGCGAACUGCUGAUGGAUACUGGUCAUGAAUUUUUCCGAGCUAAGAUUGGCGAUCGGAUGCCUCCUCAUGCCGUGACAGUAGGUGUGAAUGACAAUGGUGAACUCAAGUACCUUGGAAGAAUUGGAGAUGGCAUCCCUUGUUCAGUUACCGCCGAAGACGACAAAGUGGGAUAUUUUGAUUACUUUUCAGGAGAGCAAAAACGGGCUGAAAGAGGCGAAAUAAUGGUAUUGACUGGACGUCGAUUACAAAAAAAUCCUUGAGUCGUGAUGUAUUUAAUGCGAUUUUCUCGAACAUCAAUUUUGUUUUAGCUUUUUCUGAAAAAUAUACAUAAGAUUACGUUAAAGUCGCAUAUUCUGCCAGCGUGAAGUCACCAUGUCUACCAGUCAAUCAUCUAGGCCCAUAAAUUAUGAUCUGAAUAUGAGGUACCCUUAGAUGAGAUCCCAGGUGAAACUUGUCUGAAGGAAAUGACGGAAAGGAAUUUCAAAACUUCAACUUUUACUUUCGUCAACGUUACUUCUAAUUACGAUGUAGCUUAGGGAGUUUAUUGUACGUUUACCAGUUGUUGCAACAUUUGUUGUUUUCCCACUGGCUAGCAAGAAAGUGUGCAAAGAUUACUUUCCCGAGAGAAUAGAGAAAAAUCACAAAUGAGAUUAUAAUAACAAGUCAUAUCUAUCUUUAAGUGGUUUCGUUGCUUACUGUAGGACCUUAAGUCGCCAUAUGUUUGAGUUACAGAAUCCCUUGCAAUAAACACAAUAGUCAUUUUGAUUACUUUUGUAUCCACAUAAGUCACCAUUGUCUGAGGCAUCCUUAUUUCAAACCAUUUUUGCUAAAAAUGCUUGGACAGAUGUACCACAACAAUUAUUUUCUAAUUAUAUUGUCGAGGCUAGUGAAUGAAAAGCCAGGAAAAAUCAUGGGUUUUAUGCCUAAAAAAAUAACCUAUAAAAAAUAUGCACAUAGUGACAUAAAUUUUAAAGUUUAGAAAAGAGCCAUGAUUUACAUAAAACUAUACAACCGUAACUACCUGUACAACGGGGUACCAUAGAACAUACAAAAGAUGAGGGACUGGCCCUAAACAUUUGGGGUAACAGUCCGUCAGGCUCUGUCAGACAGGAAAUAACAAUGGCGAGAGCUGUACCUCCUCCGUGCUGUACCUCCUCCGUGCUGUGCCUCCUCCGUGCUGUGCCUCCUCCGUGCUGUGCCUCCUCCGUGCUGUGCCUCCUCCGUGCUGUGCCUCCUCCGUGCUGUGCCUCCUCCGUGCUGUGCCUCCUCCGUGCUGUGCCUCCUCCGUGUUGUGCCUCCUCCGUGCUGUGCCUCCUUCGUGCUGUACCUCCUCCUUCGUACCUCCAUCAGAGAGAAAUUCAACCGGGUGAACCGAUCAGCCCCAAGCCCUCUGAGGAAGAUUAGAAAUACGAUUCCCCAAGCAGUAAUUGAAAACGGAUGAGUCAUUUCAGGAAUACAAGACUGCAUGCGAUGGAAAGUUACGCCUGAAAACUUUAGUCGAGAUCGCGGAAUUGCAAAAACCUGAUUCGUCUACAAAAAGAAUGCACGCGUUCCUCCUUAUUCUACGAGGUUGUCUUCUUUGCGGUAUUGAUUGCAAUCCUUUUCUUUCUGCAAUCGGGAAAACAAAGACGUUAAGGUUUCUUUAACUUGUUUAGAUGCUUGAAAAGGCCACAUAACCAUGUUCUUGUUACUUGUGAUUACCUUGCGUAUCUCACGCUCUACCAAAACAUAUUUGAGAUGUUACCGUAUCUGUCAUGCUCAAACGCAAAAUGUAACUGAAUAUGACCGAAAACAAAAUAUUUGUUUGUUUAAAGAGAGAAGUUCA